Racocetra persica is the source of this 1020-nucleotide messenger RNA. The record is from the annotation of a GenBank genome assembly. NCBI's taxonomy places the organism in Eukaryota, Fungi, Glomeromycota, Glomeromycetes, Diversisporales, Gigasporaceae.
AUGUUCUUUGACCAACAAAAGCAACUUAAGAACUAUUUUGUACUUGAAUUUGUACUAUUUGGUAGUUUGUUUAAUGAAUUUAUUAAACCUUUCAUUGCUGAGAUGAAACAUUUUAAAAAAGGAAGGAUAAUAGAUAUACAAGAUAAUAAAAGCCUUGUAAUUGCAAGUAUUGAGAAUACAACCUCCAAUUUGCUACAGGACAAUGAUUUAGUUGAAGUUAAAAGACAUAAUGCUACAAGAGGCUACUCUAAACAAUUUGAGAAGAUUUCUUCAGUAUCAACAAUAACUAAAUGCAAAAAAAUCUCAGCACAAUAUGGAUUGCACCUGUAUCCUCCGAUACUAAGUAAAUUGUUAUGGGAAAGUCAUCUUCAAUCAUCACAUGAUGUAUAUCAUGCAACAAGUAGCAAAGUAUUGAGGCUUUUUAAAAUAACAGUCGAAGCACUUUCGACAGAAGGACAAUCAGCAUUUAUUACAAUUUGGAAAUCAUUUGAAUAUCCAAAAAAUUGGUCAAAAAUACCAAAUCCAUGUUUAAAAAGUAAUUGGUUUGUAUUUGAGAAGCCCAAUAACAUUAAGAAUGAUACAAAUGAAGAUAAAUAUAUUAAGAUUUUAUUAAAAAAGCGAAUCCUACAAAAAAAUAUUGAAGAGUCAAUACUUUUAGAUUUAAAAGUGCAAUUGGAAUUAUUCUAUGAAGAUUUAGGAUAUUCAUAUCCAGUUUGGAAUAAUUCACUAUUAUUCUUUGAGUAUGCAAGUUUCCUGAUUGAAGAAAAUGAUACCUCUAUUCAAUGCUAUUUACAUAUUGGAGACAUUGUCUUAAUUAAUUCUGACAAAGAAGAAGAAAGUUUUUCAAUUAUAUGUUCAAUAUUUUGUGUUCAAAAGGAUGAAUAUAAUACUAUCUUCAUUAUUAUUAAUUGGCUUGAAAACACAAACCAAACAAAGUUAGAUUGCCCGAUAUACAGACUACAUACAACAAAUAAGUGGCAAAGAGUUUUUCCAAUUGGUGUAGUCAAUGCAGUUAAUACA